This is a messenger RNA of Aspergillus aculeatus ATCC 16872, 2300 nucleotides long. RefSeq names its product alpha-arrestin. The record is from RefSeq and is a predicted model, not a curated record. Gene Ontology annotation, cellular component: cytoplasm; plasma membrane; cytosol. The transcript has a single exon. Gene Ontology annotation, molecular function: protein-macromolecule adaptor activity; ubiquitin protein ligase binding. The coding region runs from base 479 to 2068 and encodes 529 amino acids. NCBI's taxonomy places the organism in Eukaryota, Fungi, Ascomycota, Eurotiomycetes, Eurotiales, Aspergillaceae. Gene Ontology annotation, biological process: ubiquitin-dependent endocytosis.
CUGUUUUGCUUGAUAGCCUACUAGAUUCACUUCAUCUUCUUCUUCGGUUACUCAGAUAUAGACCACUACAAGCUACCUACCACCACCAUCACAACACGAUCAAAACUCUCCACUACUCGUGUACAUUUUAUCUACUACCUCUACCCCUCACCACCGUUUCUCAAAGGAACUUGAACUCUUGACUGUAGUCAAAAGUUCUUUCUUAUAGGUACAAGAUUCAAUUUCAAUCGCAAGGAGAUUAUGUACUUGACAAUCAACUCAACCUUCCCAAUUGCGCCGUGAUAUUGAGACCCCUUCACAUACAUACACUAGUCUGCCACUGCCAGUCUGGUCAUAUUGCAUCGUGGACCGUCAAUACCUGACAUCCAUUGCUCCCUGAGCAACACAUUCCAUCUUCGGUGCACUCGACACUGUUACUAUACUUAGCUACCAAGGUUCCAACCCAGCGCAUCCACAUCACCCUGAGAAACUCGCCACCAUGCCUGGUCGUCUACUUUCCAGCUUUGUCCGCCCUUCCCUCUCCCACCACUCAUCCCACCAUUCAUCCGUUUCGCACUCGAACACUUCGUCUUCUUCGUCCGUGAACGAGAUCCCGAACACAACUAUGGCGUCAAAGAAGCCAUCCACCCUUCUGUCCGCUGACCGAGCUCGCUCACCCGAACGUCGGCUAUCGUUGGCGAUGGAGCAUCUGAUCCAUCCUCACCGUGAUCACAGCAAAGAGAAGCGACGGAGCCAUGGCCGCUCAGCUCGUUCAAAGGAGCGUGCCGCUCAUGAUCCCAGCGCCCACGCCUCGGCGAAGCUCGAUGUCAUCGUUGAAUCCCCGCCGCUCGUCUGUUACGGGAAUCCCGCCAACUCAACCGGCGCCUUGUUUUCCGGACGCCUGAAGAUCAGCAUCUCUGAAUUAGCCGGCAUGAUCACGCUUGACACCUUCGAUAUGCGUCUCAUGAGCAGACAAACGACCAAGAAACCGGUUUCUAGAGACUGCGCCAACUGUGCCUCGCGAACUGAGGAGCUGACACACUGGAAUUUCCUCACCGAGCCCCUCACCCUUAAGAGUGGUGACCACGAGUUUCCGUUCAGCUACCUAGUCCCCGGCCAUCUGCCCGCCUCGUGCAACGGCUCGUUGGGUCAGAUCGAAUAUUUUCUCUCUGCGCGUGCUCACAGUAUCAACGGAGAGGAGUUCACCUACAAGAUGCCUCUGCACAUCAAGCGUGCCAUUCUUCCCGGCAACGACAAGUCCUCCAUCCGUAUCUUCCCUCCUACCAAUCUUACCGGUCGCAUCGUCCUUCCAUCCGUCGUUCACCCAAUCGGUACCUUCCCCGUGCAAAUGACUCUGAGCGGAGUGGUGGAUAAAGGCGAAGAAACUCAAACUCGCUGGCGCCUGCGUAAAAUGAUGUGGCGGAUUGAGGAACACCAGAAGAUCGUCUCUGCAGCCUGCCCCAAGCAUGCACACAAGAUCGGAGGCGAAGGCAAGGGUGUCCUCCACCAGGAGACCCGCAUCAUCGGUCACAACGAAGAGAAGGAUGGCUGGAAGACAGAUUUUGAUACCGCCGGCGGUGAAAUCAGCAUGCAAUUCGAAGCCAGCAUCAACCCAUCUUGCAACCCAGUGUGCGAUCUCGAGGCUUCGGGUGGCCUGGAAGCUCGUCAUAAUCUUGUCAUUGAACUGAUCGUCGCCGAAGAGUUCUGCCCCAACCGCAACACGAGACUCAUCACCCCGACUGGAGCAGCGCGUGUUCUGCGGAUGCAGUUCCACUUGCACGUUACGGAACGCAGCGGGCUGGGUAUCAGUUGGGACGAGGAGAUGCCACCAGUCUACGAGGAUGUUCCUGCCAGCCCCCCCGGUUACACCAUGCUGGAUGGAAGCAGCAUCAUGGAAGACUACCAUGGAUCUCCCUUGCACCUUCCGGAGUAUGAAGAACUGGACCGCAUGGAAUCUCUGCGCUUGGAUAGCGACUCCACACAUUCUUCUUCAACCAGGGGACGAUCACGCCUUACACCUGAUGAUUUCUCGGCUGAGCCAUUGAGUUUUGAAACGACAAACCGAGCUACCUCUGCCACUGAGCCUUGAGCGUUGGCUGAUGCCAUUGCUUCGCACAAUUCUUACACAUACAACUUCAACAUUGGUGUACCUCGAACACCGCCCUUCAUGAAUUUAUGACUGCUACGAAUUCAACGAUUUUCACCCCCCCGAGGACGUCCUUGUUCUCAUGCACUCUCAACAGUUCCGCGAAAAUUGGAAGUCCAAGCUCUCACUACCUUUCCCCUAAUUCCUAAUUGUUUCAUACCAUGGAGGAGAACAC